Molecule: messenger RNA, 2469 nt
Organism: Candidozyma duobushaemuli
Lineage: Eukaryota; Fungi; Ascomycota; Pichiomycetes; Serinales; Metschnikowiaceae
Product: putative zinc metalloprotease
Exons: 1
Coding region: 1-2469 (822 amino acids)
Molecular function (GO): carboxypeptidase activity
Source: RefSeq, a predicted model, not a curated record
AUGUCUUACGAAAGGGUGGACGAUAUGCCGGUACUUCCGCCUGCGUAUGUUCACGAGGAGGAAGACGAGACGGCGUUUGCGCUGGGCUCAGGUAGCCUGGUGCCACCGAUUGAACAGUUUGAGAUUGAUGACGACGAAAUUUACGAGCCGGUCAAACGUGACAGCGUGAUCAAACGGUUCGUGUUUGUCAGCAAACGUUGUGCAUUCACCUUCAGAGACAAGGUUGUGGAUCCGAUGGUCCGCUGCAUGAAGCCCGUAGCUGAAGGAUACAGUUUCUUCAAGAGGCUGUAUGAGCUGCAGUUGCUCAAGCUCGGGAACCCCUUGGUGGUCAAGCGGUUGCUCUAUGUGCUUUUUGUGGUGACGUUGAUCUUUGUCAUUACGGAAAAUGAGGACACCGAGGGAAUCAACGGCACCUCCGGAGGCGCCUUCUCUUCCGGCCACUUCUACGACACAGAUAAGCUAGGCGACACCUUGGCUCAUUACAUCGAGGGCAAAACGCUCCAAGAGAACUUGGAGUACCUCAGCUCGAUGCCCCACAUGGCCGGCACCAUGGGCGAUUUGGCCUUGGCUCGGUACGUCGAAAGCUACUUCCACAAUAAUGGCAUCAACAACGUGGACUUCCACGAGCUCGAGACGUUUCUUAAUUUCCCCACUGGUGACUCGUACGUCAGGUUGGCCGACGGGUCUAUCAGGGCGUCCUUGGGUCCGCAGAGCGGACACGAGCAACUCAUGGCAUUCAACCCAAACUCACCUAGUCUGGACGGUGAGAUUGAGGCCCCCUUCAUCUUUGGAAAUUUCGGCGAUGCUGAAGAUUUGCAAAAAAUAGUGGACGCUAAGAUCGACCUUAAAAACACUGUGCUUAUCGUCAAGCACGGAGGUGUCACUCCUGAGGCAAAUAAGGUCUAUGCUGCGCACCAACUAGGCGUGAAGGCUGUGGUAUUUAUCUCACCAAAGGUGCUGUUUGCAGGCGAAGUUGAGGAGGAUGCUAUCAAAAAGACGAAUGUCGGUCUCUGGAGGUACAGCGCCGGUGAUGUUCUCAGGCCAGGCUGGUCGAAACACGCUACGUAUUUCUCCAACACCGACUGGGAGCAUUCAGAAGCGACUGCCAAGAUUCCCUCCAUCCCCGUUAGCUGGAAGGAUGGUAUGGCCUUUGUAAGCAAGCUCAAAGACAAAGGUGUUGACUUCGGCGAUGGUUACUUUUCCGGUAGCAUCGACAAGAACCCCAAGAUCAAGCUUCAAGUUAAAAAUACGGAACGCAUCAACCAUCCAAUUUGGAACAUUGUUGGUCACAUACCCGGCCGCGAACAACCUGAAAAGGGUGUCCUUUUUGGAGCCGCCCGUGAUUCUUCAUGCUACGGAACCAUGUCUUCCGCUAGCGGCACCGCCGCAUUGCUUGAAUUGGUUAAGAUUUUCUCUGGCCUUCAAAGAAAGUACAACUGGACUCCAGCCAGGUCAUUGUAUUUUGUGUCAUUUGAUGGAACAGAGAAUAACCUCGCUGGCAGUGCUAAGUGGGUGGAAACUCGUAAAGACUCGCUCAUGAGUGAAGGCUACACCUACGUCGAUAUAAACGGCUUGGUCUCUGGAGACACCUUGUCCAUCCAGGCGCACCCUGUUAUUCAAAACAUUGUCAAAGACGCUAUGAAGAAGGUGCACCUCACAGAGUCUCAGAAGGGUGAUUCUCUUGGCACUCUUUACGAUCUUUAUAAGGCUCAAAAUAAUGGCAAAGACGACAUCGAAUACAGCAUGUUGGAGGAGAGAAACUACAUUCCUUUCAUAAAUGAGAUCAAUAUGCCAGCGAUGGAUAUAUCAUUCAAGGGUGAGGAGUUCGUCGAAGGAACAUGCGUCGAUAACUUUAAAGCAUUCACCGAUAAGAAGUUUGAUCCUGGAGUGAAAAAGCAUAAGCAAUUAGUCGAGGUGAUUGCUAGAGUUGGACUCGAGCUUGUUGAGAAUCCAAUGAUCCCCUUCGACUUUGAAAUGCUUGCCCGGCAAUUGGCUGAUCAUGAGAAGGACCUCGAACAGUACGUUGCGGAUCAGAUAAAUGCAUACCCUUCUCCGGUCAAUACGAAGAUUACCUUCGACAAUUUGAAGCAGGCAAUCGGCAAACUCCUGCGUGACGCACACCUGUUACGAGUUCAGCAGAAUGAAUGGAAGAACUUUAUCGACGCAAGCUCUAUGGAGCCACCAGUGUUUGCAGCCACCAGACGUCUGAUGAAUCAAAAUAUGGUGUUAUUUGACUCAUACUUCCUCAGUAAUGAUGCUCAGCGCCCGAGAAUUGGGUACGCUAACUACCUCUACGGAGCACCAUUUGAUGCACCUUCUACUGACGAUUCUUUGAAGUAUCAUUGGAAUAGUUUCCCAAUGGUUCGUGAUGCUGCAUCUGAGGGUAAGUUUGGGCAAGUUCAAACGGAGAUCGACCGCGUUGCUAGUCAGAUACUAUCUGCUUGUACGGCGAUCAACCCAAGGGGUUAA